Molecule: messenger RNA, 411 nt
Organism: Diachasma alloeum
Lineage: Eukaryota; Metazoa; Arthropoda; Insecta; Hymenoptera; Braconidae
Product: tetra-peptide repeat homeobox protein 1-like
Exons: 1
Coding region: 1-411 (136 amino acids)
Source: RefSeq, a predicted model, not a curated record
AUGUCCAGACCUGGACGUUCACCCGGAACCGUUCCCGGAUCUAGACGUUCACCCGGAACCGUUUCCGGACCUGGAAGUGUACCCGGAACAGUUCUCGAACCAGCACCUCCACCUGGAACAGUUCCUAGACAUGGACGUCCACCUGGAACAAUGUCCAGACCUGGAGGUUUACCCGGAACCGUUCCCGGACCUGGAGGUGCACCCAGAACAGUUCUCGAACCUGGGCCUCCACUUGAAACAGUUUCCAAACCUGCACCUCCAUCCGGAACAAUUCUGGAACUCGGACCUCUACCUGGAACAGUUCCUGAACCUAGACCUCUCCCUGGGACAGUUCGCAGUCCUGGACCCGAAGCUGGAACAGCUCCGGGAAUUUUCCCCUCACCUGGAAGAAUUCCUAGCACUUCAACUUAA